Molecule: messenger RNA, 1061 nt
Organism: Prorocentrum cordatum
Lineage: Eukaryota; Dinophyceae; Prorocentrales; Prorocentraceae
Source: the annotation of a GenBank genome assembly
AGCCGCUCAGGGCUCGAGUCAUCGCUCUGCGCCUGGCCGCCCCAUGGACGAGGAAGACCACAGCGACUUCGUCGGCGCGGAGAGCAGCUGCGAUGGCGAGGGGCGCCCCCUCACCGAUGACCCGCGCCGCCGCGAGGCCCGCGAGCACUCCGCGCAGCGGGCCAUCGUCGCGGAGGAGUGCGUGGACGACUUCAGCGAGUUGCUAGGCCGCGAGGCCCUGCACCUCGAGGAGAGGGAGCUCACGGAGCUGCCCGAGGCCCUCGGGGACUUCGAGCUGCUCGCCACGCUGCACCUGGCGGGUAACCGGCUGGUUAGACUGCCGAGCAGCCUGUGCAGGCUCGGGUCCCUGCGGACGCUGUCGCUGGCCGACAACCGCCUGGAGGGGCUGCCCGAGAACUUCGGCAGGGGCUUCCCGGCGCUCGAGACCCUCGACCUGCACAACAACCACUCCUGGAGCUCCCGGGCAGCUUCGGGCUGCUCCCAGCGCUGAGGUGGCUGGAGCUGCAUGGCAACCGCCUGCCCGCGCUGCCAGAGGGCUUCUGCGGGCUGCGGGCGUUGGAGUGGCUGCGCCUGGAGGAUGACAAUGCCCUGGAGGUGCUCCCGGAGGCUUUCGGGCGCAUUGGUACCCUCCAGCACCUGAGGGCCGGCGGAAACAGGCUGGCGAGGCUGCCGAGGACCGAGUUGCGGCCAGCUGCUGAAGCUGGAGGCCCUGCACCUGGAGGACAACCUCCUGACCGUGCUGCCCGAGAGCCUGGGCCUCCUGGGGUCGCUGCGGUACCUGGGCGUCCAGAGGAACCUGCUUAGGGAGCUGCCGCGGGAGCUGUGCAACCUCCGCUCGCUGCAGACCCUCCGCGUCAGCGGCAACCGGCUGGACGCGGUGCCCACCGGCCUGGACGCCAUGCCUAACCUGAAGGACCUGCAGCUGGGGCCCCUCAACCGCCUCCGCGCCGCGCUGCUCGCCCUCUGGACGGGGACUCACCGGACGCCCGCGGCGGCCAGGCUCGGGACUGCGGCUCGGCGUCGCUGCCGCCGAGGACCUUCGGCACGCCGCGGGCGGAGGC